AUGCUCUCGUCUCCUCCACCAACAUCGUCUUAUACCGCUCUCGCUAUGAAACGGCAGUCGCUGAGUGGACCUAAACCAUUGCAGCUUGUGGAAGGACAGGUGUCGUCCCCAGCAAGUCCACGACCCGCGCCCAGUAGCUUUCGAGACCCAAACGUUCGCCGACAGUCAUCAAUAUCUUACAAUAAUACAGACAGCACAGACAGACCAAGGAUGGCAAAGCGGAACUCAUGGAAUGGGACACCGCAAGAGACUCGUCCAACGACACCGCUUACAUUGGUCGAAAAGCACGCGGACCUGCUACAAUUUAUCGCGCAAAAAGAGUCGAAAUGUCUCGACCUGCGUAGUCAGUUAGCAGCUCAUGAAGCAGAAUUAUUGCAGCUCAAGAAGAAAUGGGAGCGAAUUGUAGAGAGGAGCUACAGCAAAACGCAUCCAAGUGCAGCAUACAACCCGGAAUCUCCUUCAGCGUCCCUCUAUACAACCGCUUCACUGUCAUACCUCGACUCGCUCGUCACCAACACUGGCAAACUGCUUGGUCUCCCUCACACGCCAUCGCUGAGUGUCUCCUCCUCCACAACGGAGUCGUCCUCCUCCACCGAUGUUGCUGUCGCUUCCACUAAACGCCGCCGUCCAGACGACAUCCUCAUCGUGACCGACACAGGUGCUACUCCCCUCUGUUCCCCCAACAGCGAGUUUGAGGCUUACUUUGGCGACAAUUCAACCCAUCGUUCCAACUCUCUUGACAUCCACCCCUCGCCAUCAGAUCUUCGUCCCCGCAAGCCAAAACCGCCCACUGACCCGCAGCGCCCUCCGUCUAGGAAGCGAAUGUCUCUUCCUGUCCUGCCGCGUGAGGACGUUUGGUUAAAGAAAUGGGAUGCCCUCUCAAAAUCGCCCAUGGAAAUCCCAAAACGCGCUUCCAUAUUCUUUUCCCACCUUUCCCAAGUUGUCAGCGUUCAACCCCCUACUCUCAACACCAACGCCAACACCAAUCCAACUUCUCCUUCCCUACUCGACGAAGCCGUCCCUCCCAUAUCCUCUUCUCCCGCUUUGGUACCCGCAUUUUCUCCUUCACGAGUCACUACACCAAAAGUAGACGACGACGACGACGACGACGAUGACGAAUGGAACUGGUAG
Marasmius oreades (fairy-ring Marasmius) is the source of this 1131-nucleotide messenger RNA. RefSeq lists its product as uncharacterized. NCBI's taxonomy places the organism in Eukaryota, Fungi, Basidiomycota, Agaricomycetes, Agaricales, Marasmiaceae. The transcript is spliced from 3 exons. The record is from RefSeq and is a predicted model, not a curated record. Bases 1 to 1131 code for a protein of 376 amino acids.